Molecule: messenger RNA, 453 nt
Organism: Aegilops tauschii subsp. strangulata
Lineage: Eukaryota; Viridiplantae; Streptophyta; Magnoliopsida; Poales; Poaceae
Product: CASP-like protein 4D1
Source: RefSeq, a predicted model, not a curated record
AUGGCGGUGUCACGGUGGACGGGGUUUAUCGCCGCCGGCCUCCUGGCGCGCCUGCUCAUGGUGGCCGUCCUGCUCAUGUCCGUGCGCUUCGUUCUGGCCAACUACAUCCAUCGGGACCAUACACAGGGCAUCUACAAGCUCCAGAGCUACACUUAUGUGGUCGCGUCGGCCGUCGUGGGGACGGCGGGGAGCGUGCUGCAGAUACCCGUCGCCAUGUACCUGUUGUGCAAGAGCAAAAGGGCGAUAACCAGCGCCAUCAUCCUCGACAUCAGCAUGCGCGCCGACAUAGCGAUCAGCGUCGUGCUGGCAAGCGGCGUCGGCGCCGGGUUCGGCGCGACCAACGACGUUCUUCGCUACGUCCGGGCGGGCGAAUGGGACGGCAGGCAGGAAGACAAGCAGGCUCUCGUCAACUACUUGAACAGGCGAUCAUCCCCGUCGUGUUCCUCCUCGUAG